CCAGCAUCCAACCUCUAUUUUCAGUCUCCAUACUAAAACAACACACCCGCCAUGUCUGAACGGAAAGUUCUCACCAAGUACUACCCCCCGGACUUCGACCCGUCCGCGAUCACCCGCAAGCCGAAGCACUUGCGUUCAACGGGCCCGAAAGUCAUCACCGUCCGAUUGAUGGCGCCCUUCUCAAUGAAAUGUACCUCAUGUGGCGAAUAUAUCUACAAAGGCCGCAAAUUCAACGCGCGCAAAGAAACCACCGAAGAAAAAUACCUCGCCAUCCCUGUCUUCCGCUUCUACAUCCGCUGCACUCGCUGCUCCGGCGAAAUCACAUUCAAAACAGACCCCAAGAACAUGGACUACACGUGCGAGCGCGGCGCAAAGCGGAACUUCGAGCCCUGGCGGGACGCCAAGGCGGAGAAUUACCAUGAGACGGAGGAGGAGACGCUGAAUCGCUUGGAAAGGGAAGAGAAUGAGGAGCAUGAGCGUGAGGAGAGGGAUAAGAUGGCGGAGUUGGAGUCGAAGAUGUUGGAUUCGAAGAGGGAGAUGGCAAUUGCGGAUGCGUUGGAUGAGAUUCGGACGAGGAAUGCGAGAAUUGAGAGGAAUGAGGCGAUUGGGGAUGAGACAGCGAUAGCGCAGGUUAGGGAUGUUGUGGAUGAGGCGAAGGCGAAGGAGGAGAGGGAGAUUGAGGAGGCUGCGAGAAAGGCUUUUAUGACGGAGUCGGGGGAGAAGGUCAAGCGGAUUGUCGAGGAGGAUGGGCCAUCGACGAGUACCGCUGCUCCGGAGAAGAAGCCGGAUAUGCCUCCACCUUCGUUUGCAAGAGUCAAAAAGCCAAAGAAGCCUUUGGCAAACAGUCUCGGGAUUAAGAAGAAGCAAUCCCUUGUAUAGACUCACACCCCCCUCACCAUGUUUAUGGUACUUAAUGUUUGGCAUUUGGCGUUUGGUACAGGGCAUGCAUUUACAGCACUGAGUUACAGAAUCAAGCAACCAUGAAUAAUAAGAUUUAUGGUAUUAUUUACUGUACAUCAACCGGAGUCAAAAAACAAAUGGCUAGAUUGAAUACAGGACGCGAAUAAGACAAUAAAGAUAUCCAUAACC
This is a messenger RNA of Aspergillus ruber CBS 135680, 1089 nucleotides long. Its product is annotated as Saf4/Yju2 family protein. The transcript has 2 exons. Gene Ontology annotation, cellular component: U2-type catalytic step 1 spliceosome. The record is from RefSeq and is a predicted model, not a curated record. Gene Ontology annotation, biological process: mRNA splicing, via spliceosome. The coding region runs from base 52 to 879 and encodes 275 amino acids. NCBI's taxonomy places the organism in Eukaryota, Fungi, Ascomycota, Eurotiomycetes, Eurotiales, Aspergillaceae.